UUGUUACUUUAAAUAUAAUAAUGAAAAAGAGUACAUUGUCGAAAUUUAUCAUGUAUUUACAUAUUUUCUUCACUAUUUUAGUGUUUUUGAUACCUACAUUAACCAAGCCAACUCCAAAUACAGAAUGGAGUAAAUUCGAUGAGUUAAUUAUUGCAAUGGGAGGAUAUAUUGUAAAUCAUCAAAUUACACUGUACAAUUUUAUAAAAGCUUUAAAAAAAUGUGGAAGUAUAUAUGAUAACCUUGCAAUAAAUUGGUUUGAAUCUGGACUUACAGGUGAACAAAUGUUGAACAUCGAACCACUUUUGAUAUUAGUAACUAAUAAUUUUGAUAAUCAAUUAAUUAAAAAAAUAGAGUUUGUAUAUAAGACUCUGAAUAAUAACAAUGAUGGACAAAUUGAUAUAUUAAAAUAUCGCGCUAUAAGUAUACUCUGUGGUAUUCCUAUAAAUACAAGUAGUGAACACGAUAAGUUACUUAUUGCAAUAGGAGGAUAUAUUGUAAAUCAACAAAUCUCUCUGAACAAUUUUAUAAAAGUUUUAAAAAAUUUUGGUAGUGAAUAUGAUAACUUUGCGACAAAAUGGAUUGAAUCUGGACUUGAUGGUGAACAAAUGUUGAACGUCGAACCGCUUUUGAUAUUAGCAACUAAUAAUUUUGAAAAUCAAUCAAUUAAAAAAACAGAGUUUGUAUAUAAGACUCUGAAAAAUAACAAUGAUGGUAAAAUUGAUAUAUUAAAAUAUCGCAGUAUAUAUAACCUCUCUGAUAUUCCUUUAGAUACAAGUAGUGAACACGAUAAGUUACUUAUUGCAAUGGGAGGAUAUAUUGUAAAUCAACAAAUUUCUCUGAAGAAUUUUAUAAAAGUUUUAAAAAAUUUUGGAAGUAAAUAUGAUAAAUUUGCGAAAAAAUGGAUUGAAUCUGGACUUGAAGGCGAACGAAUGUUGAACGUCGAACCGCUUUUGAAAUUAGCAACUGAUAAUUUUGCUGGUCAGCCAAUAAAAAGAAUUGCUACAAUUUUUAAGGCUGUAGACAGUAACAAUGAUGGCAAAAUUAGUUUUAUAGAGGGUGGCAAUAUAUGUUUACUCUGUGAUAUUUCAAUAGAUACAUAUCUUAAUAUUCCUUAUAAAGGCAAAUCAAUUUCAGAUUAUAUAUUAAAAUGAAAUGUUAUUACAAUUAUUAAUGCAUUAAAUUUUGCCAUUUACCAAGAUAUUAAUAAAUAAUUUUUUUUAUACAAUAU
Messenger RNA from Daktulosphaira vitifoliae (grape phylloxera), 1228 nucleotides. RefSeq lists its product as uncharacterized. The transcript has 7 exons. Gene Ontology annotation, molecular function: calcium ion binding. Lineage: Eukaryota; Metazoa; Arthropoda; Insecta; Hemiptera; Phylloxeridae. The record is from RefSeq and is a predicted model, not a curated record. Bases 21 to 1151 code for a protein of 376 amino acids.